This is a messenger RNA of Phascolarctos cinereus (koala), 992 nucleotides long. Its product is annotated as mas-related G-protein coupled receptor member X1-like. Gene Ontology annotation, biological process: G protein-coupled receptor signaling pathway. Gene Ontology annotation, cellular component: plasma membrane. NCBI's taxonomy places the organism in Eukaryota, Metazoa, Chordata, Mammalia, Diprotodontia, Phascolarctidae. Gene Ontology annotation, molecular function: G protein-coupled receptor activity. The record is from RefSeq and is a predicted model, not a curated record.
AGGGCGUCCUGGGGCUGGGACCAACCACCAUGGCUGCGUCCCCCACAUCUGAACAGUUGGAAUAUGUUCACAACACCACAGGGGAAAGAAGUGCAAACGCGAGUUUCGUUCUUGCAGCACCUAGACAAUUUGGCUUAAGUGACUGGAUGUGGGCCCUCUGCCUGCUCAUUGCCCUGGUUGGGCUGGUGGAGAACAGCAUCGUCCUGUGGCUUCUGGGCUUCCGUAUCCCCAGGAAUCCCUUCUCUGUCUACAUCCUCAACCUGGCCGGGGCCGACGCCCUCUUCCUCUGUUGCUCCUUUCUGAUCUCCAUAGAUAAAGUUGUUGCCUAUUUGUACAAUUCUGUCACGUACAAGGUAGUGGCCUAUGUCACAUACAUGUUCUACAGUGUGGGCCUGAGCUUCCUGUCAGCGAUCAGCACCGAGCGCUGUCUCUCCGUGUUCUUCCCCCUCUGGUACCGAUGUCACCGCCCCGAGCAGAUGUCUGCAGCUAUAUGCGCUGUCCUCUGGGCUCUGGCCAGCCUGAGUGGGCUAACAAAUUUCGUUGUUUGUUUUUAUGUGCAUACUCCACAUUUCUGUCACGACUUCUUCAUCAUCGAGUUGGUGUGGUUCAUCCUCUUCACAUGUGUGCUGUGCGGGUCCAGUCUGACUCUGCUGCUGAGGGUCCAGUGCAGCUCCCAAAGCCAGCAGCCCCCCAGGCUCUACCUCCUUGUCCUGCUUACGGUCCUCGUGUUCUUGUUCUUUGGCCUGCCCCUGGAAAUAGGAGAUUUCAUAGCGCGCUACGACAUAGUUUUCAUGCCCCUUUGGCUUCCUUGGCUCCUGGCCUGUGUGAACAGCAGUGCAAACCCCCUCAUUUAUUUCCUCCUGGGCAGCCAAAGACAUAAAAAGAGGGAGCCCCUCAGGGUGGUCCUGCAGAGGGCCCUGGGGGAUGAGGGGGAGGUAGGAGGUGAGACUAGAGACACUCCCCACGCCAACACCGCUGAGAUGUCAUCCUGA